AUGCACAAUCAUCACGCCGAACUGGAUGGGAGCCAUCUGGUAUCCCCAAUUGCAACAGUUAUCUCGACAGCAUCCACCAACUUUGAUUCCGAGAGUUCAGGUUCUAGCGGCACCAGGCCAAUCUCAAUCGCUUUUGGUGAAGAACCAACACUGGCAGUUAAUGGCAUGGCCUGUGGUUCAAUAGACUCCACUAAACAACACAGGACAAACGAGCCUUCAACUCUCAGUGAGGAAUUCUCCUCUCUUAUUUUCAACCCUCACCGAGUCACACUUAAACCAAAACGAUACAAUGAAUUCGUUAAUGAUAUUGGUAUCAUUAACUAUUUAGCAUAUGGCCGAGUACAUCACAACUGGUCUUACGCCACUAUUUUACAAUACAAACAAGCAAUCUUACAAUUACAUGAACAAACUCAACGUGAUAGUAUAACAACUAAUCCUGCUUUCAUUGAAUUCUUUUCCGCUUUGAAAAGUAACGCUAUUCUAUUUUUUGAUUUUCCUAUGAUCAAUUUACAACCAGCUAUAGAUGUCAUGCUUUCUUGGGGUGAUAACUGCGACAUGGCUCUUCUACAAAUAACACAAAGACUUUGUUUUCUUUUCGGUAUCACCGGCGUCUUACGUCCAUCUGAUAUUGAACGCAUCGACGAUAGCAAGACUUUGGUGGUCAAAGACGCUCUCCGUUUGGUGGUUUUGGCACCUAAGGAAAAACGGGCUGUUAUACGUUCACAUGAUCGACUUCCACACCUUUUAUAUACGGCAUUGGUUCGCAACAUUACCGACCACCACAAAGCAAUCGGGUCUGAACGCAUUAGCAAACAAAUCACGUCCAUCUUGUGUAGAGCUAGCACUACAUUUACAGCUUCCACUUCCAGUCCUAAGACAAUUAAGGCUUGGGCUAUCGGUUCCACACGAGCCAUUCUUGAUGGCGCUAAACUGGAUGAUGUGCUCACCCAUGGCUCCUGGGCAUCUUCUUCGAUCUUUGAUACAUACUACCGCUUGAAUAGGGCCUCCGCCACCAACUUUACGGAUCUUAUUCUGUGA
Mucor mucedo is the source of this 1038-nucleotide messenger RNA. RefSeq lists its product as uncharacterized. Bases 1 to 1038 code for a protein of 345 amino acids. The record is from RefSeq and is a predicted model, not a curated record. The transcript is spliced from 3 exons. Lineage: Eukaryota; Fungi; Mucoromycota; Mucoromycetes; Mucorales; Mucoraceae.